Molecule: messenger RNA, 1411 nt
Organism: Archocentrus centrarchus (flier cichlid)
Lineage: Eukaryota; Metazoa; Chordata; Actinopteri; Cichliformes; Cichlidae
Product: lipopolysaccharide-induced tumor necrosis factor-alpha factor homolog
Exons: 5
Coding region: 103-612 (169 amino acids)
Cellular component (GO): cytoplasmic side of lysosomal membrane; cytoplasmic side of late endosome membrane; nucleus
Molecular function (GO): zinc ion binding
Source: RefSeq, a predicted model, not a curated record
UUUCGGGAACAUUUGCCUAUUUAUUGCAUUUACAGUCACAUCAGGGAAAGAAGCAGGACCAGGCAACCACACAUACAUUUCUGACCUACUUAUUAAGACACCAUGGAAAAGGGACCCCAUUUAGAGAUCCCAGCACCACCAUACCCUGGUCCCCCUUUGGACUACAAUGCAGCGGUCUCUCAGCCUGGUUCCCAGCCUAGUUUCUACCCUGUUGUCCAGCCCCAGGUUCAGCCUAAAGUCCAGCCGGUUGUUCAGCCUGUUCUUCAGCCGGUUGUUCAACCUGUUGUUCAGCCUGUUGUUCAGCCGAUUCUUCAGCCUGUUAUUCAGACCGGUCCUCAAGGUCAUAUCAUACAGCCAGUGAGCCAGAUGGUGGUGGUGCAAAGUCUGCCAAAAGACAUUCCUGGACAGAUGAUGUGCCCGUACUGCCAAACCAAUGUUGUGACUAGAAUUGAGUACAAAAUCGGGGCGUACACCUGGAUGGUUUGUGGCCUAUUAGCAGCCUUCCUCUGCUGGCCUUGCUGUUUCAUCCCCUUCUGCGUCAAAGAUUGCCAUGAUGUGGUGCAUUCCUGCCCCUGCUGUAACAGAGUUAUCCACAUCCAUAAGCGCAUGUGAAGCAGAACUGCAGUGUGAAUUCUACUGAAGUAAGAGCAGCAGGGCCUCUCUGUGAAAACAGACAUCACCUUUAACCCUGUGCUCACCCUGUAUGUAAGAUACAUGUUAUCUGCAUAUGUACUAGACGUGAAUGUAUAGCUAUACAUAAGAGCAACGUAACAGUUUCCUUUCCUUAUAACUGAUGAUUAAUUUAUACUGUACUGUGAAAUUAUGAGAAAGUUAGCUAUGAGGAUUUUUAUUUGUUUUUGUUUUCAUUUUUUUUUUACUUGACCUGAGCGGUAUUGUCUCAGUAUCAAAUACCUCUGAUAAACUGAAAAAAACAAAAAAACAAACAAACAAAAAAACCCUGAAAUGUAGGACAAUACACCAUAAAUGAAGUCUACUGGAUUAUUUAUAUAACAUGCCCACAAGUAAAGUCAAAAAUUUUUUUUCAAGUUAUUAUAUUGAUUUUCAUUUUGAUGACAUAUUGAAUGUCAUUAUUCAAAUUCUGGUAUUUUACAUUUUAAUAUAAAACUGAUGACAAGAUUACUAAAGAUAACAUUUAUUAAUAUUGAUGAAGGAUCAUUGGUGAAUAUUUGCUGCAAUAUUCCAGUCUUUUAAAAACACUGGAACCACAUUUUCAUGAAACAUUAACAUUAAUCAAUAAAUUAAUUGCACCUUAAUAGUUGUUACCUAUAAGCAUCAUGUGAUAUCUCUUGAUUUAUUGCUGUUAAAGUUACAGAAGUAACUAAUUCACUGCUUGUUAGAUGGAAUGAUGAUUUAUAAAUAAAUAAGCAUUUAAUUAUCAGUGAAGUGCAGU